Messenger RNA from Schizophyllum commune H4-8, 888 nucleotides. RefSeq lists its product as uncharacterized. The transcript has 4 exons. Bases 1 to 888 code for a protein of 295 amino acids. The record is from RefSeq and is a predicted model, not a curated record. Lineage: Eukaryota; Fungi; Basidiomycota; Agaricomycetes; Agaricales; Schizophyllaceae.
AUGUGGGGACUUGUGCGAGGGCGUGACCCGCGCUGGUCGCCCGCCUUUACGCCUACCCCGGCUGGGCUGAGCCCGCAGGCGGUGACGACGCCGACAGCAGCGAGGCGGUUCAUUAAGUUCGACACGCCGUCGACGAGGGGUACCCGCGGGAUGCCGUCCGUCGCGGAAACCUCGCGUCGACUGAAGGGCUGGUGCGAUAGGGAGGCGAAGGUGCUCACGGCAGCGCCGGCCAACAAGCGCAGCGCAGUCGCAGUAUCGUACACUACGUCACGAGAGCGCUAUCCCGGACGGCAACGAACAGAAAGGCAGGGAACGCUCGAGACUGCGAGAAGGGUGGAGUGGGAUGAAAGGGCAGCGCGCAGCGGCGGCGAAGACGUACAAAGAGAGGUCAUCAUGGGCGAAGGGCACGGACCCAUGAGGGACGUUUCGACUAUCGCACGUUUCGAAGGCCACGGGGCGAUCGCCAGCAUGUCAGCGGGGAGCGAGCAGGGGCGAGCCGCGCGUCCGGCGACCAUGGAGGUCGUGACAUGGCGCCGGGAGGACCCAGGCUGGUGCGAGCCGGGGGCGACCAAUGGCGGCGCUCAUCGGCAUUCCGCCGGGCAUGUGCGUUGCGUGAGGACCUCGCAUGACAUCGAGACAGGGAAUGGACCCCCGCGCUGUGACAACGGCGAAGGUGACGACGAUAGGACGAUAAGGGGGGAGAUGGGGAAGGGAGGUGCAAAAAGCGCGACGGAGAACAUGUUUGUGUGCGCGGGAUCGAUGGGCGAUCAACGAGAACCGGCGGCGACGUGGCCGUCAGCGGCGAGUUCGAAACGGGCGAUGACGACAAGGCCCUGGGCGGGCCAGAACAACGGCCGUGAUGGCGUGAGAUUUUUUCGGCCAGCGUGA